AUGUCGAUGUCCAGCGGCGGCGUUGGUCCUUGCGUCUUCUGGGCCAGUCUCCUUCUUUGCUGGCGUCCGCAGCCGAUCAGGGCCAACGUUAAGUACAGCCAGCGAGUCUUCGUCGAUUCAAACGCCCUAGGCUUCGCCGACCCUUUGAAGCAUGGCUUCCACGUGAUCUUGUCCGACGAGUUCAUCGCCUCCCACCUGCAGCCGACGCAUCUACCAACGCUGUUCAUCAGCGCCAUUCCGUUGAACGACGCCGAAACCCGAGUGACGAAGUUGGCCUAUCCGGAGAACAUACAGGACGGCAAGCUGAUCAGCAUUUUUCACCUGCAGCAAGCGUUCUAUCGAAAGAUCAGCAAAGGAAUGGAAACUUACAGCCGGCUGCUGCAUUACCGUCACAGUGCCAUCGAUGGCAUUUUCAUUCCUUAG
Messenger RNA from Soboliphyme baturini, 423 nucleotides. The record is from the annotation of a GenBank genome assembly. Lineage: Eukaryota; Metazoa; Nematoda; Enoplea; Dioctophymatida; Soboliphymatidae.